AUCAAUCUCUUUUUUCCUCUUUAGGAAUGGCAAGCUCAUUGAAGAGAAUGAAAAGUACAUGUUGAAAGGAAGCAAUACAGAACUCACUGUCAGAAACAUAAUCAAUAGCGAUGGGGGUCCUUAUGUCUGCAAGGCCACAAAUAAGGCAGGAGAAGAUGAAAAGCAGGCAUUCCUCCAAGUAUUUGUUUCUCCCGGACCUCUACCAACAGGCAGUCCCUCAAGCCAGUGGAUGUCCCCUGGCUGUGAUAGCCCAGACGGCCGUAUUGAAGUCAAAGGGCAGCAUGGAAGCUCAUCACUGCACAUUAAAGAUGUGAAGUUGUCAGAUUCAGGGAGAUAUGACUGUGAAGCUGCAAGUAGAAUUGGAGGGCACCAAAAGAGCAUGUACCUUGAUAUUGAAUACUAUAUAGCAAAAAUUGCACCUACAUCUGACAAUGAUUUUGGACGAUAUAAUUGCACUGCCACUAACCGCAUAGGAACAAGAUUUCAAGAAUAUAUUCUUGCUUUGGCUGCAAUGGUUGUUUUGAGCAACCUGGAACCAAAUACAACUUAUGAAAUCAGGGUUGCAGCUGUAAAUGGAAAGGGACAAGGAGACUACAGUAAAAUAGAGAUUUUCCAAACAUUACCAGUCCGUAAAUCCACUUUUCUCUUCCUGCUAUCUCACACCUCCUCUCCUAACUACCACGAAGCUGUCUGCAUCAGGAUGAUGAACUACAGUUUGGUGAUGCUGUUUGCUUUCCGCACAAAAGAUAAGGAAGAUCAAUGGCUAGAGAAAAAAGUUCAGGGAAAUAAAGAUCACAUCAUUUUGGAGCAUCUGCAGUGGACAAUGGGAUAUGAAGUUCAAAUUACAGCUGCCAACAGAUUGGGAUAUUCUGAACCAACAGUUUAUGAAUUCAGCAUGCCACCAAAGCCCAACAUUAUUAAAG
This is a messenger RNA of Propithecus coquereli (Coquerel's sifaka), 923 nucleotides long. RefSeq names its product neural cell adhesion molecule 2-like. The annotation marks the transcript as partial. Gene Ontology annotation, molecular function: cell-cell adhesion mediator activity. The transcript has 8 exons. The record is from RefSeq and is a predicted model, not a curated record. Gene Ontology annotation, cellular component: axon; plasma membrane. Lineage: Eukaryota; Metazoa; Chordata; Mammalia; Primates; Indriidae. Gene Ontology annotation, biological process: homophilic cell-cell adhesion; axon guidance; dendrite self-avoidance.